This is a messenger RNA of Pisolithus orientalis, 1907 nucleotides long. RefSeq lists its product as uncharacterized. The record is from RefSeq and is a predicted model, not a curated record. Bases 351 to 1517 code for a protein of 388 amino acids. NCBI's taxonomy places the organism in Eukaryota, Fungi, Basidiomycota, Agaricomycetes, Boletales, Pisolithaceae. The transcript has 3 exons.
CUGGCAGCAGCAGACAAGGAAGAAAUGUGCGCACAUUAUUUUGUCAUAUGAUACGUAUUCGAUGUAUUUCUUGUCUGCUGAGUGCACGUGUACCUACCCAAGUACCACCCUCGCAGUGAGGGAUUGGACAGUUGGCGAUAUUAUUUCGUGUGCUUGUAUGGCAGUUUGAGUCAUUGCCUUUUCCAAUUCACAUCAACACCCAUUCCGUGACAUUUUCCAUUAUAUUCCUCCUGUGCGGCCAUAUUUAAUGGGCUCGCUGCCCUCUUCUUCCUCUUUUCCUCAACCAGCCAUAACCGUAUCUCUUCGUCCUCGUUGUCCCACAUCCCCCAAGCAAUCCUUUGUCUACCCUCAUGUUCGAGGAGAUUUGUCUCACCUGCUCCAAGCGUCUCCCCGACGACGGUCGCGCUUACUGCAGUGAUGAGUGCGAGGCGUUGGAUGCUUCAAAUUCCCCACCCAUAUCCACCGCCAGCAGCGCCCUUUCCUCACCGUACCUUGACUAUGCAAUUGGUGAUGACGUCCCACCUCUCGUUCCCUCAGCCCUUGGCUCUGCUCUUUCAUCCUUGGGGAAACGGGGCAGAUAUUCAACUUCGUCCUCGUCGACCUCUUCCGCUUCAUGGUCCUUGUACACGGACCUCGACGAAGACGACGCUCCAGACGUCCCUCUCGAGGCUUCUCGCUUCUUCGGCGUGCCUUUGCCAGCAAAAUCAAGCCUCAACUAUACUCGCCGUCCGUCUACCACUAAUCACCAUUCACUGAUUCCGUUGUUGCACUCGCGCAACCCUUCCAGUUCCAGUGUUGCCGCCGCACAAAAUUCCUCCUCCCUGGAGGAGGAUGUUGUUGUCGACUGCGCCCAUCAGAGCGACAAUGAAAAGACGACUUUGGAACCUGAUCACGAAGCAGACAAAUCCACCAUUGGAUCUAAGUCCAGGAGGAGUCGUAACCGCGCUAGCCUCCCAGCAUAUUUCUCCUUGCUAAUGAUUAAUACCCCUCGACGUUCGCCGCCUCUCUCUUCCUCGUCUGGCAAUACCAUUAACGUCAAUCAGCAACCAUCCCCUCCCACCCCUAGAUUGGCUUCUUUACUUGCUGUUUCGAGUUUACGGUCCGCAGUCGAGGCGACUCCGCGGGGUCGUCGUCGCGAGCCUGCUUUGUCUCGCAGUAGGCGACGUUCCCAAUCCCGCUCCCGCUCUCGUUCCCAAGCGUAUCAAGCCGCCGUCUCGCCUCGACGUGGUCGGCAAGACAGUCGGAGUACUCUGGCGCCACUUUUCGACUGGACAUGUGCGCCCAUAUCUAGGGGUCGCACGAUGCGCCGUAACAGCUCCCCACUGCCCAAAAUGAUGCCCUCGACGCAAGAGUUCGAGGACCCGGCGCUUAUUGCAGGUCCGGUCAGCUACCUCGACGAAAAGCGCGGGCGUUACCGGAUGCAUGAACUGGACAGCACAAGUGAGUGCGGAGGUCCCACUCGCCUUGACCCGAGGGACUUGAAGGAACGUGGACGUGCAAUCGCUACCAAGUGGUGACGGCCGACACCCUCGAUUCGCUUAUAGCACAGCAGGAAUUGGUAUUCGCAUUUCAUAUCCAUCACUUCACGACCUCGACCUCUACUCUAUUCAAUCGCAUUCACGUUGCUUCUAAGUAGCAUUGCACUCAAAAUUACCAGCAUGAUUGUCUAUUCUUACACGUUGUGUACCAUACCAUAUAUCAAGUGCACGACUGCGGGUCUACUUCAGGAAAAUGCAGGGGAAACUGGAAAUCAUACUCACUUAUCUUUACUCAGCUUCAGACGUUAUCGCUACUCCACACAAAAGCAAAUUCCAAUACUACUGUAUCUACGGUAUUUCACGGGCUACUACUCUUCCAUUGAACGAAAAUUCUUUGCAUGAUUGAGAUCUGUGUUGCUUCUUCCUCGU